Stylophora pistillata is the source of this 2550-nucleotide messenger RNA. Its product is annotated as serine/threonine-protein kinase NIM1. Gene Ontology annotation, biological process: intracellular signal transduction; microtubule cytoskeleton organization; protein phosphorylation. Gene Ontology annotation, cellular component: cytoplasm. The record is from RefSeq and is a predicted model, not a curated record. Gene Ontology annotation, molecular function: tau-protein kinase activity; ATP binding. NCBI's taxonomy places the organism in Eukaryota, Metazoa, Cnidaria, Anthozoa, Scleractinia, Pocilloporidae.
CGCCCGGGACUUUCGUGGCCCUUUGUUCACCGUCACAACAGAACUACCGACGGCUCUUAACAACCAGUCUAACCUCUCUCGCAAUGGAGGUGAACAACUUAUCACAGCCAUGACAGUUUCCAACACUAUGGCCGAUUCUUCCUCUAGGGAGCCUAAUGAGGAAGGAGAACGGAAACAAUCAAUAUCACAACAUCGGGAAAAGAGUCUAACUCCUUACGAAAGACUAACGCACGAUUUAGCUCACGACGAACGCUAUCUGAAGGAAAUAACUCUCGGCAAGCGAAUCGGAUUUUAUCGUAUUCGAGGAGAGUUAGGAAGCGGCAACUUCUGUCAGGUUAAAAUGGGAAUACACUCACUUACAAGAGACAAGGUUGCUAUCAAGAUUUUAGACAAGACAAAGUUGGAUCAGAAAACUCAACGAUUGUUAUCGAGGGAAAUUUCUUCUAUGGAGAAGCUUCAUCAUCCCAAUAUAAUCAGACUUUAUGAAGUGAUCGAAACGCUCUCGAAGCUACACAUUGUGAUGGAAUACGCUGCUGGUGGCGAAUUGUUCGCUAGGAUUUCGAAUGAGGGUAAACUACACGAGCGAACAGCUCGCCGAAUAUAUGCUCAAGUGACAUCCGCUGUUGAACAUAUGCAUGAUAAUAACAUUAUUCAUCGCGAUCUCAAAGCAGAGAACGUGUUUAUUGCGGGUCCGAAUCUCGUGAAGGUUGGCGACUUUGGGUUCAGCACUUUGUCGACCAAGGAUAGCACACUGAAUACUUUCUGUGGCUCGCCACCUUAUGCUGCCCCGGAAUUGUUCAAUGAUGAACAUUACAUCGGGGUUUAUGUCGACCUUUGGGCUUUAGGAAUACUUCUUUAUUUCAUGGUUACCGGCGUUAUGCCAUUUCGAGCGGAGACUGUAGGAAAGCUGAAGAAAUGUAUUCUAGAUGGGACUUAUUAUUUGCCGGAGUUUUUGUCCGAUCGCUGUAAAUUUCUCAUAAGAAACAUUUUAAGGCCUGUUCCCACAGAUAGAUUCACUAUGGAAGAGGUAAAGCACUCUGCCUGGCUAGAAGGGGAGAUUUUUCCUCGACCGGACACCAAAUAUAGUCUGCGACCUCCAGAGGACAAGGUUACGGAGCUAACUGAGGACGAAAGGGACGCACUAAGCACGAUGAAAGAACUUGGUAUUUCUUCAGAUCUUUACGCAAAUUGUAGAGACUCAAGAGACAGUAUAACAGGAACCUACAGAGUAAUCCUGCAUCGAAUUGCGAAAAAGAAGUUAGAGCUUAUGCGGAAAACGUCAACUAUGAGUAGUUAUAGUAACAACAAUCACCUAAUGACGGAUUCUCGACCACAGAAGGCUGACAACAACGAGAGAAACGCGAAAGCACAACCUAAAUCCAAAUUUUGUAUAAUCCUGUAAUUAUCACAGGCAAAAAAAUUGUAGCACAUGCGCGAAUUUUCUUAACACCUAAAUCUUGAAUUCUUUCUCAUUUAAUUUUGAAAUUUUUUAACCUAUUUUUGUUGCGCCGAGCAGAUUUGAACGGAUUUCAUCUCUGAUAUUCUAUUGUGUGAUUCGUGCAGGUUCGUGGGUUAUUAUUGUUUAUCACAGAUUACCACUUGUGAAAUGUUUGCUUUCAGUUUUCACACAUUUUUAACUCAAACAUUUGUACAUAAACAUAUCAUUUGCGAGGCUCUCUAAGAAGAAAGAGAGACAUGCAAACACUACACACAUAAAUUAUUUGUUUGGUGACGUUCCUAAGUUGCGGCAGGAUAUGCCGUCACUUGUAAUAAACUUUGGGUGAGAGUGAUAUGAAAAUUUUCCGAGCAGAAUGCUGUGACUGACAGUCCAUAAAAGGAAACAAUCGUUGGAACUUAUCUUCAACUCGAUUGAAUGGACGAAAACGUACUGGAUCAAUUUGUCACGUAUCAAAUUAAAAUUUUCUCAGGACAGAGUUGUGAAUAUUUAAUUUAGACUUCCUGAUCUUGUAUUGUUCCUCCAUUAGCUCUAACAGUCUCAUGCAGUUGUGCCUCAAGUUGCAUAAUCUUUGGCAAUGUUUUUGCAUGGUAUUGUAACCAAUCAGAUGGAUAUAAGCUCAGAGACUGUGUCAAUUAUUUAUUUAUCCUUAAACUCCCUAAUAAUCUUUAUAACUUUUUAACCAUGUUGAUAAAAAAUGUCCUUUCUAUUCUUGUGAUCACAUUCAAAUGAAAACGUAUGUUCAAGUAACUUGAACAUGAUAUUUUUCAUACGUGCUCAAAUUUAAUUUAUGGUCCCCCAAGGCAAGUUAUUAAAUUGCUGUUCAACAUCAACAUCAACUUCCACAAUGUCCAAUAUACUUGAAAUUGAAACAUGACAGUUUUGCUUAUAAUGUAAAAUAACUGUAGAUUUUUCAGCACCUUUGUGUAAUGGACAUAGGGAUCUUUGCAUGAAAAAAUGCCCCAGAAAUUUGUAAAUAUGAAAUAUUUCCAACGCUUGGAGCAUAUUUUUGCAAAGUAAAUUUGCAUUUAUUUUAUUUAAGUCCAACAUACCUCUUGGUAUGACAAGGGCAAUAAAAUAUAUAUUUUUUCAUG